Physcomitrium patens is the source of this 1978-nucleotide messenger RNA. RefSeq lists its product as uncharacterized. The record is from RefSeq and is a predicted model, not a curated record. NCBI's taxonomy places the organism in Eukaryota, Viridiplantae, Streptophyta, Bryopsida, Funariales, Funariaceae. Gene Ontology annotation, molecular function: metal ion binding.
CGCUCUUGUCAGGCUCUGCAGCGGCCUCGAUAGUGGGAUAUUCAUGUUUCAACCUUUUUGGUACCCAACCUAAUCAAGCCACACGGAUAGUAGUGCCGUCCUCCCUCUCCAGUCCCCGACAUACUUAGAAGCUGAAGCAUUCCCUUGUUCCACUCACUUGUUCAUUCCUGCUCUACUUGGUCUAUGUCUGGUUUGUCUAAGCCGUAAGACAAAUAGUGCCCUUUCGCAAUAGUUCAGGUAACAUAGGUGUGAUCCAGAACUGUUCUGGUAAUCCCUGGUAAGAGCAGAGCUACUGUUCUGGUUGAGAGAAGACCGAAAUUGCUUUUUAGUCACUACAUUUUGCGCUGUGAGUGCCGGUGGAGUUGUUCCUGAAUCACUUGCCCAGGUGUUCUGUGUGAGGCUUGGAGAUCUGAACUGUGCGCAACCGGCUCAGGAUAAUGGCCCGCAUUCAGGAGACUUGGAGAGGCCAACAAGAGCCAGAGUACCGUUACCGCACUGGCUACGAUCAGCGCCAAGCUCGAGAGUCUAGCAGGUACUUCAGCUAUCCUUCCAGUGCCACUUCCGAAGUGCACAACGGAUAUCAAAGGCCAUACGGAGAAGUUUCGGAUUGGCAUGGUCGAAGUCGGUAUGGUACAGCAGAAUUGCUAGGAGAGUACCGCAGACCAUACCGAAGCAGCGAGCAAUCACCGCGGGGUGUAGAGUACCGGAAGCCGUAUCGUGAGAGCAGCGGUGAUUACCAAAAGUCUUCUGCUGGAUCUAAGCGUGAUACGGACGACUCUGUGAUCGUUCUCAAGGUGCCCAUGUGUUGCGACAAAUGCAAGGAGAAGGUCCAAGAGGAGCUGGGUGAGGUCGAAGGAGUAGAGUCUGUUCGUUGCGACCAGUACGCCUCUAGGGUGACUGUUAGGGGCGAGGGUAUCGACGUCGACAGGUGCUUGAAGAAGGCUGAACGAGCUGUGAAGAAGAAAUGCGAGUUGAUCAGUGGCGAUGACGACGAUGAAGCUGACGACGACGACGACGACGACGAUGACGACAAGCGCAAGUCCAGCCGCCGCAUGAGUAUGAACAGGACCAGAUCAGGCGAUUAUCCAAACUUGGACAGGGGCAGGUCAGGCGACUACCGCGGCGAUGUCGAACGAAACGGAAGCCAUGUCCGCUCAAACUCUGGCGCUAUGCAGAUCAGCGGUCGACCCAGCUUGGGAAGACUCCCCUCAUUUGCAAGCGGGAAGGUCAAUUACUACGACGGAGCUGGGCAUAUCGGCCAGGAUUACGAAGCAAAGGAUUACUCAGGAUUCCGUCGCUUGCCGUCCUUCAGCAAGCACCGACACCACGAGGCUGAGUACAUCAGCACCAUUCCAGACCAACGGCCAGAAUUUACGGGUAGUGGCCUCGAUUAUUACGCUGUACGCCGUAUGCCGUCUUUCAACGGGCACCGACACCACGACGCCGAGUACAUCACCACGGCUGAUCGUGAGUACAGUCCUCGCACAUUCUACGAGGACUCCAGCAGCAAGUACACCACGGUGUUAAAUGAGCGGCCUGUGUAUCGAUCCCAAGCAUCGUUCUCUCGGCUUCCCGUUGGAAACCCAUAUUACGUGAAGCAAAUCGAUGGUAUCCCAAUGUACUAAUGAGCGGGGCAUCGAUAAAUUGUGAUCUACUAUCGUUCUUUGAACAGGGUGUUAGACGUAUUCAGAGGUGCAGGCGAUGAUUUUACCAACUGGUGUCUUCGUGUUCAUUUUUCCAGUAGUCUUCGUUCACCAAAUUUUUGUCCUAUGUUGGUUUUGUCACUUUCACAUCCUGAUCUCUGUCACAGACAUAAAAAGAAUAGCGAUUAUAUGGAUAGUAUAGCGUAAUCAAGAACAGGCUGAGUCCUUUGGAUUUUCGCCAGAAAAAAUUGCCUUCAGUAUGUACCAUGACACUGAGAUGAUAAUGAACACAGUUGGUUGUUAAAUUUGAACCAUAUGUGAUCCCUUUUAAAGGA